Molecule: messenger RNA, 2731 nt
Organism: Cloeon dipterum
Lineage: Eukaryota; Metazoa; Arthropoda; Insecta; Ephemeroptera; Baetidae
Gene: Hsc70Cb
Product: heat shock protein 70Cb
Exons: 11
Coding region: 126-2537 (803 amino acids)
Biological process (GO): protein folding
Cellular component (GO): cytosol; nucleus
Molecular function (GO): ATP-dependent protein folding chaperone; ATP binding
Source: RefSeq, a predicted model, not a curated record
AGCCAGCCGCUCGCUAUCAUAGCGUGAGAGAGGCCUUGCCGCAUUGCCGUGUUAAACUUUGUUUUCGGAGAGAAAGAUUCUGGAUCUGUGAUUGUUAAGUAGCCCAGUUGUCAAAUUCGGUCGAAAUGUCUGUCAUCGGCAUUGAUUUUGGUAACGACUCGUGCUACAUUGCGGUCGCCAGAGCCGGUGGUAUUGAAACCAUCGCCAAUGAUUACAGUCUGAGAGCUACCCCGUCAUGUGUAGCGUUCAGCCAGAAAAACAGGAUUCUGGGCGUCGCGGCCCAGAGCCAGAUAGUCACCAACAUGAAGAAUUCGGUGUACUGCUUCAAAAGACUUUUGGGCCGCAAAACCAACGACCCUCUCCUGCAGUAUGAGAAGAAGUUCCUCCAUUACAACAUCGAAAGCGGUCCAAAUGGGGAAAUCGGCAUCAGGGUGCACUACCGUGAGAAGGAGCAAACCUUCACUGUGGAGCAGAUCACAGGCAUGCUCUUUACCAAGCUGAAGGACAUUGCUGAGAAGGGACUGCAGACUAAAGUCAACGACUGUGUAAUCUCGGUCCCCUCUUUCUACACAAGCUAUGAAAGGCAGGCCAUCCUGAGCGCCGCCGCCAUCGCAGGGCUAAAUGUGUUGAGACUGAUGAAUGAGAAUCUGGCGACUGCCUUGUGCUAUGGCAUCUACAAGCAGGACAUGCCUGAAGCUGAUGAAAACGCUCGAAAUGUGGCGUUUGUCGAUUGGGGCCACUCUUCUUUCCAAGUGUCCAUCGCGGCCUUUGUCAAGGGAAAACUGAAGAUGCUAUCGUGUGCUGGAGAUGGCCAGUUAGGAGGAAGGGACAUUGACAUGAUCCUUGCUGAGCAUUUUAGUGACGAAUUUGUGUCAAAAUACAAAAUCAAUGCGAGAACGAAUGGCAGAGCAAUGUUGCGGCUGCUGACUGCUGUUGAGAAGUUGAAGAAGCAGAUGUCUGCCAACUCCACCAACCUGCCACUCGCUAUUGAAUGCUUCAUGGAUGACAUUGAUGUCAAGUCUGAUAUGAAGAGAGAUGACAUGGAGAAAUUGUGCAGUCACCUCUUCACUAAAGCAGAAAACGUGAUGAGAAGAUGUCUUGAAGAAUCAGGUUUGCAAGUGAAAGACAUCCAUUCUGUUGAGAUCGUGGGAGGCUCAAGCAGACUGCCUGCUCUCAAGAACCUGAUUCAGAAAGUAUUUGGACAUCAGCCAAGCACCACUUUGAAUCAAGACGAAGCUGUUGCCAGAGGAUGCGCCCUGCAGUGCGCUCUGCUUUCCCCUGCUGUCCGCGUUCGGGACUUCAACAUCACUGAUAUUCAGAUGUUCCCUGUCUACCUUGCAUGGGACCCUGAAGUCGGAGAGGGCACAAGUGAAUUGGAAGUGUACCCGCACAAGCAUGUGGUCCCCUUUGUGAAGAUGCUGACCUUCUACCGCAGCGCACCAUUUGCACUCCGUGCAUUUUACAAAGGCCCCUUACCAUAUCCAGACCCAAAUAUUGGCGUGUACAAGAUUCAUAAUGUUCAGCCUAAUGCCGCUGGUGAAAGCCAGAAGAUCAAAGUGAAAGUGAAAAUGUCCCUCCAUGGUACAUUUGCCAUCAGCUCGGCUGCCAUGCAUGAGACAGUCAUUGAACCAGCUGGUGCCCCUGAACCUAUGGAAGUUGAUAAUCAGGAAGCAGCCACACCUGAGGAUAAGCAGGAAGGUGCUCCUCCUGCUGGCGAGACUCCGCCAUCCAAACCUCAGGACGAUAAUGAAGCUCCCAAAGAGGAGAAGAAGGAAAGGAAAAGGACCAUUACAACUGACUUGCCUGUGCAGACCAUUUCUGGCAGCCUGAAGGCUGAAACUGUUGACAAUUUCCACAAACUAGAGGUUCAAAUGAUCAAUGACGACCUCAACGAGAAUGAACGCAUAGACGCCAGGAAUGCUCUGGAAGAGUUUGUCUACGAACUGAGAAGUCAGCUGGGCAGUGAAGAUUGUUUGGCCAACUAUGUCAAGGAGGAUGAGCUCUCUUCUCUGUUAGUUGCACUUGAAAACAUGGAAACCUGGCUUUAUGAGGAUGGAGAGAAUUGCGAAAAGCAGGAUUACUCAAACCGUCUCUCAGACCUCAAGUCCAAAAGCGACCCUAUAAAGCAGAGGAAGCUGGAAUUUGAAUGCUUCCCCAAGAUAUUUGAGGAAUUCAGCCGCUCCAUCAUGCUUGCUGAGAAGACGGCGAGUCUGGCCAAGUCUGGUCACGCAGACUAUAGCCAUUUCACCCCUGAUGAAGUCAAGUCGGUUGAUGAAGCGGUGCAAAGUGCAGUCGCUUUCAUGGAGGACAAACGAUGCCUGCUGGCCAAGGCGUCAAAAACCAGUGAUCCUCCAGUCACUGUCAGCGUUCUGCAGGCAGAAAGAAAGCUCUUUGACUCGAAAGUGAGUGUUCUUAAAAAGCCAAAGCCUCAGCCACCUGCUGCUGAAGCACCUAAAGAGAACAACACCAACAACAAAGAUCAGAGUGCAAGCCAGGAUGGCAAUGCUGAUGGCGGGGAGGCGAUGCAGGCGGAGUAAACGGCGAUUCGGUUUUUGCAGCAUUAUUUGAUUCACUUCAUUUCCUUGUUUUCAUAUCUGCUGCUGUAACUAAAACAAUUUUUUGUCACGAUUCUAAAAAUUGCACUAAUUUUUCGCCUUCUGUGACUCAUUUCAAACUAUGCUGCUUUGAAGACCAGUUGAAUAAAUAUUAAGCAUAUUUAGUGUGAAACAAA